Molecule: messenger RNA, 1464 nt
Organism: Pan troglodytes (chimpanzee)
Lineage: Eukaryota; Metazoa; Chordata; Mammalia; Primates; Hominidae
Gene: ARHGDIB
Product: Rho GDP dissociation inhibitor beta
Exons: 6
Coding region: 287-892 (201 amino acids)
Biological process (GO): Rho protein signal transduction
Cellular component (GO): cytosol; cytoplasm; membrane
Molecular function (GO): protein binding; Rho GDP-dissociation inhibitor activity
Source: RefSeq, a predicted model, not a curated record
CACACUCUUGCGUGUACAUUCAUGCAUCUCCACGUCACACGGGCUGUCAUGCUCGCACAUGUGCCAUUAAUUGACAAGAAUGCUGCUCAAGUUGGCUGAUCAAGAGAUAGGCAGUGCAAAGGAACAGGAUUUGAGACAGCCCAGGGUUUCCUCUUCAAGUAGGUCUAAAACAUUUUUUUUUUCUCAUUAACUUCCUUCCUGUUCUAACUGCCAGUACUCAGAAGUCAGAGUUGAGAGACAGAGGCACCCCGGACAGAGACGUGAAGCACUGAAUAAAUAGAUCAAAAUGACUGAAAAAGCCCCAGAGCCACAUGUGGAGGAGGAUGACGAUGAUGAGCUGGACAGCAAGCUCAAUUAUAAACCUCCACCACAGAAGUCCCUGAAAGAGCUGCAGGAAAUGGACAAAGAUGAUGAGAGUCUAAUUAAGUACAAGAAAACGCUGCUGGGAGAUGGUCCUGUGGUGACAGAUCCGAAAGCCCCCAAUGUUGUUGUCACCCGGCUCACCCUGGUUUGUGAGAGUGCCCCAGGACCAAUCACCAUGGACCUUACUGGAGAUCUGGAAGCCCUCAAAAAGGAAACCAUUGUGUUAAAGGAAGGUUCCGAAUAUAGAGUCAAAAUUCACUUCAAAGUGAACAGGGAUAUUGUGUCAGGCCUGAAAUACGUUCAGCACACCUACAGGACCGGGGUGAAAGUGGAUAAAGCAACAUUUAUGGUUGGCAGCUAUGGACCUCGGCCUGAGGAGUAUGAGUUCCUCACUCCAGUUGAGGAGGCUCCCAAGGGCAUGCUGGCCCGAGGCACGUACCACAACAAGUCCUUCUUCACCGACGAUGACAAGCAAGACCACCUCAGCUGGGAGUGGAACCUGUCGAUUAAGAAGGAGUGGACAGAAUGAAUGCAUCCACCCCUUUCCCCACCCUUGCCACCUGGAAGAAUUCUCUCAGGCGUGUUCAGCACCCUGUCCCUCCUCCCUGUCCACAGCUGGGUCCCUCUUCAACACUGCCACAUUUCCUUAUUGAUGCAUCUUUUCCCACCCUGUCACACAAUGUGGUCCCUCUUCAACACUGCCACAUUUCCUUAUUGAUGCAUCUUUUCCCACCCUGUCACUCAAUGUGGUCCCUAGAACAAGAGGCUUAAAACCGGGCUUUCACUCAACCUGCUCCCUCCGAUCCUCCAUCAGGGCCAGAUCUUCCACGUCUCCAUCUCAAUACACAAUCAUUUAAUAUUUCCCUGUCUUACCCCCAUUCGAGCAACUAGAGGCCAGGAAAUGGGCAAAUUAUCACUAACAGGUCUUUGACUCAGGUUCCAGUAGUUCAUUCUAAUGCCUAGAUUCUUUUGUGGUUGUUGCUGGCCCAAUGAGUCCCUAGUCACAUCCCCUGCCAGAUGGAGUUCUUCUUUUGUGAGAGACACUGUAAACAACACAAGAGAACAAGAAUAAAACAAUAACUGUGUGUGUUCUGACUGAGA